GUUGCACCAAAAGUCCAAAACCAUGCUAAAUGCCCUCUCCUGACUCUUGUUCUUUUCCCAGAUUUUGUGAGGGCACUUAAACCCUAAAAAUGAAGGCUUUUCUCUCCACCUUACUGAACCCAAACUGGAAAUCUGCUGGGCAAAACGCCCUGAAACGUUUCUAUGGCUCAGCUGCUUCUUCAAUGCAGCCACGCUAUGGGUCUGGACGCCUCUACCGGAGAAUUUCACCCGUUGGUGACCCAAACGUGUCUGUGCUGCCAAUUCUUGAUCAGUGGAUCGAAGAAGGAAAGACUGCAGACAGGGUUGAGCUUCAGAGAAUCAUCAAAGAAUUGACACGUUUUAGAAGAUAUAAACAUGCCCUUGAGGUAUCAAAAUGGAUGACUGACAAAAGAUACAUUCCCAUGACAUCUCUUGAUGUUGCUGCUCGAAUGAAUUUGAUCUUCAAAGUUCAUGGCAUGGAACAAGUUGAAGAGUAUUUUGGUAAUGUCCAUCAGCGAUUCAAACACCAUGUUCUUCUCACGGCCCUUCUCAACUGCUAUGCACAAGAAAAGUCUCUGGAAAAAGCCGAGGCCACCAUGGAGAAAAUAAGGGAUAUGGGGUGGGCUAAGACACCAUUACCUUACAAUAUCAUGAUGAAUCUCUAUUAUAGUAUGGGAAGAUGGGAGAAGGUGGAUGGCAUAAUGAAAGAAAUGGAUGAAAAGGGCUUGUAUCAUGACAGGUACACAGUUGGUAUCCGCCUAAGUGCAUAUGCUGCUGCGGGUGAUUCUGCUGGAAUAGAUAAAAUAGUCGAGGUGAUGGAAUCUAAUUCUAAUCCAAAGAUUACUUUAACCUGGAAUACCUAUGGUGUCAUAGUAGAAGGAUAUUUGAAAGUUGGGCAGUUGGACAAAGCUCUGGCAAUGCUGAAGAAACUCGAGGGGCAGAUCCCGUUCAGCAAUAACACCAAGCACAAGAAUUCUGGAUAUACUUAUCUAUUGACAAACUAUGCAGAUCUUGGAAAGAAAGAAGAGGUGUACCGAAUAUGGGAUUUGUUCAAGCAGAAAGAAAAAAAGAUUAAUAAUACGGGUUACAUGAGCAUGAUGGGCUCUCUGUCAAAAUUAGAUGAUAUAGAAGGCAUGGAGAGGAUCUUUGAAGAAUGGGAAUCAAGGGUUUUAUCCUAUGAUUUUCGUGUUCCAGACCACUUGAUUGAAGCCUACUGCAGAAAAGGUCUGCUGGGGAAAGCUGAAGCAGUUUUAGAACGAGGAAUAGCUAAAGGCGGGGUCCCUUCAGCUGCUACAUGGUGUUACAUGGCAGGCGGGUAUCUCCUGGAUGGCCAAGAACCGAAAGCUCUGGAAGCUUUGAAUAAAGCCGUAUCCAUAUGUCCACCCGAUUUUAAUCCUAGUAAGGAUACCCUGAUUAAAUGUGUGGAAUAUCUUGAAAAGCAUGGCAAUGUGGAGAAUGCUGAGGAGUUGAUACAAUCUUUAGAAGAUAUACGAGCUUUCUCACCAAUCUUACGUGAAAAACUAUCUUGUUUGAUUAAGGAUCCAUCCAUAGCUGAGGCAGAGCAAGGUGGUGCCUAGGUGAUAUGAUCUUGGAUUGUCACGAGACAACAGCUUGGCAAGGUCAAUGAUGUUUCUUGAGAGUACACCAUGGGUAUCAUGAUUAUUUGAUAGUUAACGUUAACAUACUUUUUCUUUUUUUGUGUACUCAAGGUUUUCACUGUCAGACACAGUGACUAAUCUCCUUGCUGAUUGUAUCUAUCACUGCUUUUAUUAGAUUUUAGAUUGGACCCUGACCAUUCUCAGGGGCAUUUGGUUUGUGGAGAGUUGUGGGGUUGGGUUUGGCAAUGGGAAUGGAAGAGUUAAGUUUGUUUGGUGGAAGUUUUAAUUUUUGGGCCUUUGAAAUGAAAAUCAAUGAAGACACCAAGAACCAACUUCAUCCUCAAAAUCUCUGGCAUGGCAAGAACAAUGAUGUUUGUUGAGAACAACAGUGAUGACAAGAUUACUGCAUGGAUAUCAGCGUUAUUUGAUUGUUAAUGGUUACUUGCUCAUUGUAACUUAUCAUGAUUGGAUACUAUUUGUGCCACCUAUAAGGGGUGUUUGGUUGGAUGGAAAAUAUUUUCUUAAAA
Ipomoea nil (Japanese morning glory) is the source of this 2104-nucleotide messenger RNA. RefSeq names its product pentatricopeptide repeat-containing protein At2g20710, mitochondrial-like. The transcript is spliced from 2 exons. Bases 90 to 1556 code for a protein of 488 amino acids. NCBI's taxonomy places the organism in Eukaryota, Viridiplantae, Streptophyta, Magnoliopsida, Solanales, Convolvulaceae. Gene Ontology annotation, cellular component: mitochondrion. The record is from RefSeq and is a predicted model, not a curated record. Gene Ontology annotation, molecular function: protein binding.